Molecule: messenger RNA, 1029 nt
Organism: Pleurotus ostreatus (oyster mushroom)
Lineage: Eukaryota; Fungi; Basidiomycota; Agaricomycetes; Agaricales; Pleurotaceae
Exons: 3
Coding region: 1-1029 (342 amino acids)
Source: RefSeq, a predicted model, not a curated record
AUGUGUGAUGCUUGCUGGGCAGAGAGUGGAGACAAGCGCAAAGCAAACGGUCGGCCAGCUAAUAUCUCUCAUGGAAGCCGGGCUGGACGUAGCAGUGUGACGGCGAACGCCUACGGGCACGGGGUACCAAACAUAUCCACCCCUACUACCCUACUGAGAGAUAGCGAUUCCUCGUCCCUCUCGUCCUUGGAAUCGCCUUGUGGGUUUGAGCAGCAGGCUCCUUUUCCUCCGAAUAGUCGUGACCAGAGCCCCGCCACGCCGUACUCGCCAGCGCAUGCUCCAGAUCUGUACAACGUCGAAGAGUUCUCUGGCCAUAGCCACCUUCUGACACCUUCUACCCACCUCCAACCGUCUGAUCAAGGUGCCUCGCCAAGCUAUUUUGUGUACAACCACCCUGGGGUCUCGAACGCAAAUGUGAACGGUAUGCCAAUGAUGCAGCUGGACCAAAUCAGCCCCUACAUUCCGGUCCAGCCCAUUCCUGCAGCCUCAAGUCAAGCGCUUGGUCAAGACGCGACAUUUAGCCAGGCCGGUCCAGAGUUCAUGAGCCCGUUGCCGUCCCCUGCGCUGUUCCAAUUCAACCUUCCUCCCGACGGUUGUGGCUACUAUCAAGAUACUUCGUCGGCGGCUGGAUAUUCAUACUCUGAUCACCACCCAAGCUUCAGCGCUGCGUACCAAGACGAAUACCCUCAAACCCCAGCUCUUGGGACUUCAGCAGGUUUUUUGGAACUGUCAAACGCCGUGGAUUUAGCUCAAGGCCGACACUCGGGAGAUUAUGCUCAGACGACUCAAUACGAUCAAGUGCAAUCUCAAGAUAUUCUUCCCGAGUCAACCCGUCUGUUCUCUUCGGACUCUUCGGACUCUUCGGACUGGCUGUUUUACCCCCCACCCGCCCGUCAAGGAUCUGGAGACACGAUCCAGAUGGACGUCGACCAGGACGAAGGCAGCGGUUCAAGCCAGGACACGGUCGGUGGUUUCAGGGGAUAUCUAAACUCUACGAAGAAGCUGAGCCCGCCCGCGAGUCUGCGCUGA